Molecule: messenger RNA, 1165 nt
Organism: Ciona intestinalis (vase tunicate)
Lineage: Eukaryota; Metazoa; Chordata; Ascidiacea; Phlebobranchia; Cionidae
Source: RefSeq, a predicted model, not a curated record
ACUACAACUACACAUAUAUAGUUUACGACUUUGUUGAGUAACAGCUACCAUUUUCUGAGAAUUUUUAACGAUAUGGUUUACAAUUUACAUUGGUUCUGCCUGCUUUUAGUUUUCGCGACGAAAUCAAGAUGCCGAAUUCCGUUAUCGUCUGAUUUUUGGUACGAAAGGGAUCAGAGCUUAAACAGUUCUCUUGGUUUCUGCUUGAUGGAAAAAAUAUUUGGAUAUGAGAAUAUAACGGGACGUUGCGUGCUCGCUGAAAACAACGCGCAGAGAUGGUGCGCCAGUCAGCAUGGAAGCCCCAAAGCUACAAUUCAUCAGAAAAAUAAUAAGUUCUGUCCAGCGAUCCAAUUCCAACACCAACUGCAAGCAAUUGCUUACAACAGACGUCGAGUACCUUGCUAUCUAUACAUCAGACUAAGAAGAAAAGAACAAGGUGUCUGUACAACACACACUCAUCACCCAGGCUUUAUGUGCCUGGGUGCAAAUUUAACAGAAAUUGGACACCCAGGCUGCAAACAUCUGUUUAAACCACAAUUAUUUACAAACAAUGCUAAUUCUAACUUGCUGUAUAGCAAUAUGUUGGUGUAUAUAUGCGCACUGCCAAGCUUUUGGCUGCUGUUUUGGAGUAUGUGAAUUUUAACGAUCAUUUUAAAGACUUCAACAUUUUUUUAAAGAAUUAAAACCAUAUUCGAAAAUUAUAAGACGGUUGGGUAAAAUGGAAUAUGUAAAAUACGAAUAGAAAAAUGCGAUUUAGGUGCGAAUUUUAUUCCAUCUUUCCCCACAGUACUAUAUAUACAAAUGUGCCUUUUUAAAACUGCCAAAGCUAUAAUCUUUAAGCGUAUAUUGUAAACCCUAUUUAUUGUACGAUUCCCAGCAUUAAAAUUAAAAUACGAUUUAGGUAUCUACAUUGUCUUAAAAUUUUUCUUUUUUCGUACAUAUUAAUGUGUCAGGUAUUGGAUCAAAAUCCCUACAUAUUAAUGUGUCAGGUAUUGGAUCAACUCUGGCCUAAAUCCCAGAUCCCUAGGCGUGCCUUGCUGUAGGACCUCACCCAUAUAUAGUAAAAAUGUGCUAAGUAACGUUUUGUGUGUAUUAUGUUAUGUCGUUAUAAUUCAAACUGCGAUAUCAUCUGAGUAAUUGUAAAUACAUCUUCGGUUAUUGAAACAUA